Molecule: messenger RNA, 1026 nt
Organism: Lolium perenne
Lineage: Eukaryota; Viridiplantae; Streptophyta; Magnoliopsida; Poales; Poaceae
Biological process (GO): cytokinin biosynthetic process
Source: RefSeq, a predicted model, not a curated record
UCUCGAGAUCCCCACUCCACUCUCCUCAUAUACACUCUACUGCACCUCUCUACUGAGCACCACACCCAGCCAGUGAGAGGAGCUUGCACACAACACAUCUUUGCACGCCACUGCUUACCUAGAGAAAGAGAAAGCUGAGCUGGUUCUGAUCCGAUCGUACCGUAGCAUCAUGGGGAGAGAAGAAGAAGAAGCCUUCUUCAUCGACGACGAGGAGGAGAGCUCGCAGUGCAGCAGCGGGUGCCAGUCCGGCUGGACCCUCUACCUGGACCACUCCGGCUCAGGCCAGCAGCAGCAAUGCUGCGCGCUGCCUCGCCAUCCCGCCGACGUCCGGCGGCAGAUGUUGCUGCAGGAGGAGUAUAGCUCCGACGAGGAGGACUCCAUGGUCUCCGACGCCUCCUCCGGCCCGGCGCACUACGUGCGCGACGACAAAGAAGAGCUGCUGCAAGUUCAAGGGCAGAUCAGCAAGCAACGUCGGUCGUCCUUCGGCGUCGACCCCUCUGGUUCCCGCUCCUUGCUCCCCGCUCGGUCUCAUAGUUCGGGCGAGGCGAAGCUCAGAAAGAAGCGGAGGACUGCCCUGCAAGGGGCGGAUGAGGCGGCGAUUCGCUGCCAUGUGGACGUCGAUGACGACGACGAUCUCGACGACACGGCGAGCUCGUCUGCCAUCGUCGCGUCGGCCCACAUAGUGGAAGCGAUGCGCCAACAGCAACCAAGCUGUGGUUUCAUGGCCGAGCAUUGUUCUUCCCUGGAUCUGGAGUGGCCAGCUGGGCUUGAACUUUGAAGCACUGCUAAUGCAGGGUUUGGCGAUGCCGUGAUGCAGCAUUGCUGCACCAUUCCAUAAUUGACGAAUUAACUAGCUGUAGCUAGCAAUGAGACAAGGCCUUGUAUUUUCGGUCCACCUGUAUAACCAGAUCGGUCAAAAUCGUACGUGCGCGGCCGGUGCGCCUAGCUUGUUUGUUUCAUGUUUGUACGAAGAAGGGAAUUCUUCGGUCGAAACAUGACUUGAGCAAUCCGUUCGUUCUUUCCUUA